Molecule: messenger RNA, 1360 nt
Organism: Erythranthe guttata (spotted monkey flower)
Lineage: Eukaryota; Viridiplantae; Streptophyta; Magnoliopsida; Lamiales; Phrymaceae
Product: chromatin remodeling protein SHL
Molecular function (GO): chromatin binding
Source: RefSeq, a predicted model, not a curated record
AAUCAACUGUCAACUACAAAGACACAACAGUUUGCAACGGGGUUAAAAUCAUGUGCAUUUUUCUUACCGUACAGCCUUGUGUUCCUCCUCCAACAGCGACCGUCAAUCUACUCGAUGUCUCGUGUGAAUCAAUCCCCACCGUCGAUUUCAUCCAAGAUACCUCUCUCCACAUUUCCACCGCCACACACCCUGAAUAAUCUCAGGUAGAAAUAUGAAAAUUACUGUUAAUUAAUUUUAAACCUCUGUUCGAACUUUCUCUCUCUGCUAAUCUGUACUCUACUUAAUUAGGAAAUUCCUCCGCCCCCCUCCGCCGUACAGUACAUGGCUAAAGCCAAAUCCUGCCGCCGUACAAUCGAUUCCUACACCGUCAAGCAUAUAAGCAAAACCAUACGCCCUGGAGACUGCGUUUUGAUGAGACCUUCUGAUUCUUCGAAGCUGUCCUACGUGGCGCGCGUGGAGAAGAUCGAGGCGGCAGACGGCCGCGGCGGCGGCACGAGCGUGAGGGUACGCGUUAGGUGGUAUUACCGGCCGGAGGAGUCGAUCGGAGGCCGGCGGCAGUUCCACGGCUCGAAGGAGUUGUUUCUGUCCGAUCAUUUGGAUUAUCAGAGCGCUGAUACUAUAGAGGGGAAGUGUACGGUGCACAACUUUAUCAGCUACACUAAGCUCGAUGCCGUUGGGAACGAAGACUUCUUCUGUCGUUUCGAGUACAAUUCGUCCACCGGUGGCUUCAAUCCUGAUCGAGUCGCCGUGUACUGUAAAUGUGAGAUGCCUUAUAAUCCUGACGAACUUAUGGUUCAGUGUGAAGGAUGCACUGAGUGGUUUCAUCCUACUUGUAUUGAAAUGACCCCUGAGGAAGCCAAAAAACUAGACUGUUUCUACUGUCUUAGUUGUUCCUCUGAAGAUCAAAACAAAUUACAGAAUUCUCAUGUUUCUACUGGACACUCUGAUGAGAAGGUGGAUACAAAACGGCGUCGCAGAUGAUGUGCGCAAGAUGUGUAUUAUUGUACUUAUCCAAUGCAAACAAACACAUAAGCAAUGAUGAAAAAAGAAAAAAAAAGUGUGAAUGGGUGAAAGAAGGGAACAGUGAUGGAGAAACUCCUCGUUUCUACUUUUUAAUUUCAAGGAUGUGUUUGGUUGUCUGUAUUUAUGUGAUGUAGAUUCUCCUUUCUUUUUCUUUGUAAAAGCAAAUAGUAUUUCAACAUAAUAGUUACAGGGCUCAUUAGAUGCUCUCUACCUGUUGGCUAGUUUAGGUAGAGUUGCGAGUGGUUAAAGUGAUAUUAGAAUUUCAUUAUAGCAUGUAAUUUUAUGAAAUGAUUGGUGAUUACUUAUUUUGUAUCAUAACUUACUAAUAUUUGUAGUU